Talaromyces proteolyticus is the source of this 856-nucleotide messenger RNA. RefSeq names its product kinase-like domain-containing protein. The coding region runs from base 1 to 546 and encodes 181 amino acids. NCBI's taxonomy places the organism in Eukaryota, Fungi, Ascomycota, Eurotiomycetes, Eurotiales, Trichocomaceae. The transcript has 3 exons. The record is from RefSeq and is a predicted model, not a curated record. Gene Ontology annotation, molecular function: ATP binding; protein kinase activity. Gene Ontology annotation, biological process: protein phosphorylation.
AUGGAAAUGGGAAAUGCCUCUCACCCGGUGAUGUUUGUUAAGAAACUGAACCUUGUCGAUAUAAAAGAGCGAUAUAAAGCUCUAAAGAAAACAUACCACGAGAAUCUUGUGAACUUGAUUGAUAUAUCGCUUGGUCGAGAUGCUGUUUACUUAGUCUAUGAGCGAACGGGAUUGUCUUUGAAGGAAAUCAAAGCGCAUGGACGAGUUCUGUUUGAUGAAAUUUCCGUGGCAACGAUAUGUAGAGAGAUGAUACACGGAUUGAUAUAUAUACAUGACGUCCUAAAGCAACAUCAUGGUGAUCUACAUUGUGGCAACGUUUAUAUCAAUGAGGAUGGCGAAGUUCAUAUUGGAGAUAUUGGAAAUAGUAUGAUCAGAAAGGAAGAUGAAAACGGAAUCUCUCAUGAUAUUCAAGCAAUCUAUAAGAUUGCCUCGUCUCUCCUUGAUAUUGAGGCCCGCUCAGAUAGAAGGAGCAUGUCAUUCUACCUAGCUGACCAUUUCACAAAGUUGCUAUCUGAUAUUCCGCUUCAAGAGCUUCUCAAGGUAUGAAGAAAUAGUAGUGAUGAAAUGCUGAUAUGAUUCUGAUCUAAUGUUAUUACAGCACCCAUUUUUGAAGAUUGGACAGGGAUGUUGGUAUUUGGCAAAUCUUGGAGUCUUAUAUACCUUUGGAGUGCAGAGAAACUCGUGGUUUGGCCACCAGCUCAUGGGAGAAAAUUAUGAUGACACGGAAUCUGAGGAAGAGCGAAUACUCUAAUACGAUAGCUUUCUUGCAAGGCUUAGUUUGAGCAAGACGAUAGGGCCAUCUGAUUGUAUUUAGUUUUCAUAUUAAGAAAUAAAGCCUGCGAUAAUUAACUUCAUU